Molecule: messenger RNA, 721 nt
Organism: Phytophthora nicotianae INRA-310
Lineage: Eukaryota; Oomycota; Peronosporomycetes; Peronosporales; Peronosporaceae
Exons: 1
Coding region: 23-562 (179 amino acids)
Source: RefSeq, a predicted model, not a curated record
GGCGAGCGAGCGCAUCAACCUGAUGAGCUUCUUGCUUGAUGAAGAAGAGAAAAUGGCGACCCUCGAGGAGCUCUUUGCAUUUAUCGAUUGCUCGGAUGGGCUCGCUCAACCUACUGAAAAUGGAGCCUGCGCAUGCAUUACCGAAACCAGCGAAUCCCCUAUAGUUGUGGAUGAAGAAAAGUCGAUCCCAGCUUUGCACACCGAUAUGAGUGUGCAGAAGAAGACCCCGCGGCGACGUAGAAAAAGAAUUGGAUGGAGCUCAUCUACAGGCUUGCAGAGGCGCAAGCGAGCCCAACUGCAGUUCCUCAGACAGCAUGCUCAGAAUCUGGAGACGUAUCUGCAACAGCUUAAGACCUCUCUCAAACCACCUUUUGUCUGCCCCACGAUGGCAACGCGAAGUCAGUGGAAAGAGCUUGCAACGGCCGAGUUUUCGGAGCGACUUCGUUCGGAGGAAGUCAACCGCUCACUGAAGACAAUCAUGAACAGCCAGUUAGAGAUGAACAAAACGUUGAAAAGUGUUUUUGAAGAGGGUAUCACGUCUUCAGUUGAUUUCGAGGGAUGAAGUUCGUGACUUGAGAGCAAAAAACAAAACACCCGCAUGAGGAUACUGCAGCAAGUGUUGCAAGACGUUUAAAAACUCGAUUCGAUCUUCAUCAAUCUUACAUGUUAGUCGAGGCGAUUUUUUUGAAGCCUUAUGAAGUGAAUCGACCUGCAUGAGGCA